Molecule: messenger RNA, 1520 nt
Organism: Onychostoma macrolepis
Lineage: Eukaryota; Metazoa; Chordata; Actinopteri; Cypriniformes; Cyprinidae
Gene: zfyve21
Product: zinc finger, FYVE domain containing 21
Exons: 9
Coding region: 19-867 (282 amino acids)
Molecular function (GO): metal ion binding
Source: RefSeq, a predicted model, not a curated record
UCGACAGCGUGCUGUAGGAUGGAGGUGAAUUUGGAGAACAUGUUGUUUUUGGACAGGAGGAGUUUUGCUCUGGAGAUCUCCUCUCUCUUCCCUCUACUCCUUCUGCGCAGCAGCUGCGCACUCAUAAACACAAACAUGUCCGCGGUGCCUGACGGCAAAAAGCUGGUUCGGAGCCCGAGCGGACUCCGCAUGAUACCGGAAAACGGCGCUUUCACCAGUCCGUUCUCCCUGGAUGAGCCGCAGUGGGUUCCGGACAAAGAGUGCCCCAGAUGUAUGCAGUGUGACAAUAAGUUUGACUUCAUCACCAGGAAGCAUCACUGUCGGCGCUGCGGUCGGUGUUUCUGUGAUAAAUGCUGCAGUCAGAAAGUGGCUCUUCCCAGGAUGUGUUUUGUGGAUCCGGUGAGGCAGUGUACGGAGUGCAGCCUCAUCUCACAGAAAGAGGUGGAGUUUUACGACAAACAGCUUAAAGUGCUCACUGCCGGAGGAACUUUCCUGGUCAGAGUGGAUUCCUCAGAGAAAUCAGAGACUAUGGUCUGCCGUUUGUCCAAUAAUCACAGAUAUCUCUUCCUAGAUGGUGAGAGUCAUUUCGAGGUGGAGCUCUCUCGCAUUUCCAGUAUGCAGGUGUUGACUGAGGGCUCAACCCCAGGAGAGAAAGAUAUAUGCUCGUACACGAGCUUGCUGGACAGUCAAAUAUCUGAAGGGGGUUCUCUUCGAGCCAGCGGCAUGGUGCUUCAAUACAAGCCACCAGGAUCUCAGAACCUACAGCUGCUCCAUAUGGACAUUGCCGAUGACAAGCGCAUCGCGUCUGCCUGGCUUGCAGCCAUGCAUAAAGCUGCCAAAUUGUUGUAUGAAUCAAGGGACCAGUGAAAUGACACAGUUCUGGAGACAGAGAAGGAUGGACAAAACAAAACGGAGGAGAGAGAGAUCAAAACCAAGUAUUAUGUGUUAUUCAGUCUUACAUGUACUCUAAGAUGCUUGUAUGAUUUCUAUUCAAUCUUUUGCUUCUACUCCCUGUCGAGACAGACUAGAUUUACUUACAACCUCUCUGUCUGUGCCAAGGGGAGGACCAAGUUUUCCGACGACUCUCGUGCAAUAUGGACAUGUAUGAUAAUAUAUAAACACCAUUUAACAGAUGCUUUAAGUGUAGUCUCACGUAUCAAAGUUUUGUAAACAAAAUAUAUUUUGUCAGAUAUUCUUAUUUUAACACAAAAUGCUGUGUAUCUACUUUUUACUGCCCAAGUAUUUACAAUAUGUAGUUUUGUUUUGUUUUUUCUUUCUUAACAUUUGAAACACUUUUGGAAUUGUUUUUCCUACACUACAGAAUGAUGUUUCGGGUCUUCAUUUGUUAGUAACGUGUAUGCGUCUGCAGAGCAAGAUUUCCCUUUUUUUUAAGAAAACUGAAAUUAGAGCAGCCAGAUUGCCUGGACUCAUAUUACACUUUGUUCUAGGUCAUCGGGUUUUGUUUGCUAAUUUUCAAUUUUCAAUGUACACCAAAUAAACAUCUUCAGUCCACGACUGAC